AUGUCAGCUACUUCAGAAACUGAGUUGAUCGAAUUAAUGAAUUCUAUAGUCAUAUUCGAUCAUAUUGAAAAUAGUUACAUGAAUCUAGAAGACGUUGAACUUGAUGAUUCUUCAGAUAACACAAGAGAAAGUGCAAGUAAUAUGGAUAUAAUUGAAAAGAAUGCAGUUAAACCAUCUAUGCCAGAACUAUCGGAUACAAAUAUUAGAAUAAAAUCAGAGGACAUACCUAUAGAUAUAGCUUUCAACUCGUGGAAUGAGGUUGAAACUUUUUUUUUGGAAUACGAUGCACGAAACAGUUUUGCGGUCAACAAAUAUAGAAAAAAAAGUUCUAAGACAGGAAUAGUAAAAAACACAACUUUUUGUUGUGAAUUUUAUGGAAUAUAUAAACCUAAAAAAAGUUUGGCAGCAGUCCAAAAUGGAACACAAUGUAAUACAAAAACGAAGAAGAAAAAUUGCCCUUGGCAUUGUAAUCUCUCGUUGGGUCAGACCGGGCUUCAAACUCAAAUAACAACACUAGAUAAUAGACAUAACCACAUUCUUGUACCAGAAACCCAAAAAUUUGGAUCUAAAUACCGGAAAUUCUAUGAAUGUAGAAACAGCUUAUGUGCGACUUUGUUUAAAAAACGAUGGAAAAACUUACUUAAAAAUUAUCCAGUAGCAAAUGAUUAUUUGCUCAGAGCUCUUUAUCCAAACCAUCGAUCCUGGGUAUGUGCCUAUUUGUAUAGAGUUUUUACUGCCGACAUUCAGAGCACCUCUCGCGUAGAAGGUUAUAAUUGGAUUAUUAAGAAAGAAUUAGUGACAAAUAGCACAUUAUGUGAACUUGCCAAUCAUUUAGAUCAAUGGUUAAAAAAUGAAAUACAAUGA
Molecule: messenger RNA, 864 nt
Organism: Cetraspora pellucida
Lineage: Eukaryota; Fungi; Glomeromycota; Glomeromycetes; Diversisporales; Gigasporaceae
Source: the annotation of a GenBank genome assembly